CCGUGUGAAAGAGCUUAGUGGGUCGACUGGAAUCGGAAGAUUUUAUUUUAUUUCGGCCUUACCUCUUUGUUCCUUUUUUGAAAUUCUGUGCUGGGUUCUUUUUCCUUGCGUGUCGGCGCGUUGUGGAAACGCAAGGCGCAUUUGUUCCCGCCAUCACAGAAGUGUAUCCUGUCACCCUGUCCUUCUUUCGAGUCAAUACCUGACCUGUCACCCUGUCCUUCUUUCGAGUCAAUACCUGAAGUGGGAGGAGGGUCGUCUUGUUGUUUGCGUUCGACUGUGUUUCGAAUUUCGCGUUCAUCGCCACACGUGUUAGCCUUUGCUGUCCCGGAGUAGGUGUCUAUCACGCGCUUUUUCGUGCCCGCGCCGAUCUUGAAUCUCCGCCGGUGUGUUGUUGCCGUGAUAGAAUCGUCUGCGGUGGUGAUAAUCUUGUGCCGCGGUGGUAAUCUUGUACUGUUUUUGAAUGUGUUCUUGCAUGUAGUGUGUGCCGGGUGCAGGCCGUAGGCAGUCGACUGGCCGGCUAGUUUUCUGGCUAGCUAGCUGGUUGGAACAGCUCAUCUUGUAGUUAUGGCGGACGAAACACAGGUGCUGGUGACUGCCCAUCUAGAGGCAACGGCGGCUUCGCUGAUGAACGAGAACAACAAGCGCCGGCUCGACGAAUCGGGGACGGACAAUCUUCCUUCUACCACUCCCGUGGUGGAUGGGCACUUGUAUAACAACGUAGCGCCUCCGGCGCUGUCGGACUUCGACCUCGCGAAGCAGAAGGCGGCGGAGAUCGCCGCGCGUUUGUGUGGUGAUGCUAGUGUGAAACGGGCGAGAACGGAGGAGGAGAGGGAUGGCAACCAGGUGACCAAUUCGACAAUGACCAACGGUCCGGAAUCUACAGUGUCGACAUAUGGUAGAGAACCGAAGUUGGAAAAACCUGGAAUCCAAGCGGCAAAUGCUCAAGGACAAGUUGGUGAUGUACUGGCGGCCUUUCAGCAACAAAAUCAGCAGACGCAGCAGCAGUCCCAAUCUCAGUCACAGCAACAGCCUCAAGCUCCUCUCUCACAGAUCGUCCUUCCACCCUUCUUUGCUCAAGCUCUGUCUACACAAGUUAAGAGAAUCGAAGUGCCAAAUGUGAAGGUUGGUCUGGUGAUCGGAAAAGGCGGUGAGACAAUCAAAUACCUUCAGACACAGUCUGGAGCGCGGAUCCAAGUAACAAGGGAUGCUGAUGCAGAUCCGAGGUCCAAUGUACGGUCGAUUGAACUGACGGGUACAUUGGAAUCUAUCAAUAGAGCAGAGCAGCUGAUCAAUGAUGUCAUUCGUGAGCAGGCAGCCUCCGGAGGAUCUGCGGUGGCGGUUGCUAAAGGAUUGGCGGGAGUGACUGCAGGGGAGUCUGUUCAGAUCAGGGUUCCAAAUCGGAAGGUUGGGCUUAUUAUUGGGAGAUUGGGGGAAACAAUCAAGAACUUGCAGAAUCGCUCUGGAGCUCGUAUUCAGAUUCAAAGUGAUCGGGAAACAGAACCUGGUGCAACAGAGAGAAUAGUUACGCUGUUUGGAAACAAGGCGCAGACGGACCUUGCAGAGGAGCUGAUGAAAGAGGUCAUAAGUGAGGAUCGAUCACGAGGGAUUACACCGGAUCCAGGUUACAAUCCGGGUCAUCGGUCUGGAUCCCAGCCACCAUCGUCACAGCAGCAGUCUCCAGCUUGGGGCCAGCAGCAACAGCUACCUGGAGUUGCAGCCCCGCCGAUGCAGCAACAGGGGCAGCAAUAUGGUUUUCAGCAACAGGCACAGUACCAGGUCCCCCAACAACAAUACGUUAUGCAGCAGCAGCAGCAGCCUUAUGCGGCUUAUGGGCAGCAGCAGCCAAUAGUGAGGGGUUAUACCCCAGGAUGGGAUGGGCAACAGCAAUUCAUUCCACAGCAGCAGGUGCUUCCUCAUCAACAUCCGCAGCAACAGGUCCAACAGCCGCAGGCACCCCCGUCUCAGCAGUCUGGUGUAUACGACUAUUAUGGUCAGUCACAGCAGCCGGUGGUUGCUCAGGGCACUCAGCCGGUUGGUCAGGACUUGUCGCAGCCAGUCCAUCAGCAGAUGCACCACCAAGUUCCCCCUCAGGUUUCCCCACAGCUCCCUGUGGCAUCCCAGGGACCUCAACAGGGGCCCCAGCAGAUAGCAGGUCAAAAUGCCAUACAAACCCCUGCCCCUCCUUCCGAUGGAAGUUACAUGUAUGCGCAGCCGCAGGCAGGUUACUAUCAAUAUCAACACUCUGGUACUCCGCAGGUGGCCCAAGGUGGUUAUGGGCAGCAGAGUUAUGCGCCUGCUCAGCAGCAGUCGUACGCCCAGCCACAGCAGCAGGCUUACGGGCAACACGCUCAUCAGGCAUACUCGCAGACACCACAGGCACCGUAUGUGCAAACACAGCCACAGGUAUACUCUCAACAGCAGACACAGCCACAGCAGCACCAGCAACAGCCGGCGGCAUACGUAGCGCCACCGCAGCAAACCUAUCCUCAGCAGCAGCAACAACCGCAGCAGCCUCCUUCGGCACAGCAGCCUCAAUCGUAUGGAGCCAACAGCUACACGCAAGAUCAGAGCAAUUAUUAUUCUGCUUCAUCGUAUGCAGCACCAGCUGAUGCCAGUACUCACACGGGAUAUGACUACAGUCAGUCCAUGCCCUCGAGCACGGUUGCAACACCAGUCGUCGCAGCUCAACAGCCUGCCGUUGAGCCUGCCCAAUGAGAUUGAUCGAUGUUUUUUUUUGUCUGUUUGUUUUCUCUCUGGUCUACUUCCGGAGUGGAAGAGAUCCUCGAGGUGUAUGUGCUAUGGCUUGGACACCGUUGCAGCAGCGGGCAAAGUGCUGUGAAUUCCAUUUUUGGGGAAACUCUAGCUGUGAUAAUGCAUGGUAUCCCCCCCCUCCCCCCCGGUUCUCUGACAAGGAGGGAGGAAGAUGUUGUGCACAAAGGGCUCCCUGCUAUCUAUUCCUGCGCCCCCUACGAACGGUGGAUAGGAACAUCAGAGGAAGCCGGCAAAGGUGUGCAGAGCUUUUUAUGUGUACGGGUGAUCUCGAAAAUGCCUUCUGUUAGGAGGGGGCGGAGAUAUUCAUCUGCAGUGGCAUGCCAGGUGGUGGAUCGAGGGCGAGGUAGUGCUUCUCUUCGAGCCAGUCGGUGAGCUAUUCGAUGAGUUUUGGCGAGUAGAUUUGUGAGGUGUACAGGAUGUUCUCUGAACGUUGCUUCUUGUGGGCAACAUGGAGAAGUGCUGGAUUUAGCACAUGUGUGCACAGGUGUCGUUAAACGGAGUUGGAGGCUUGGAGGGAGAGUCUUGUAGUUGCACAUGUGAGGUCUGGCAUUGUCCAUGGGCUGUGAAGUUGUGCGCAAGCAACAUAAUCUCGGUAAUCGGGCUGUUGAGGCUGUAAUCGGAAGUUUCAAUUUAUUCCCAUGUGAGUUGGAGUAUACGUGGAGAGGAUCUCUUCUUGAUCACACUGAUUGCUGUUUAAUCCCAGGGCACGGUGGUUAGGGAAAAUAGUUAAUUGAUUGAAUAAUGCUAAAGCCACUGUUCAGAUGGAAUACGGUUGCACAGUUGGAAGGGCCAAGCAGCCUGUAGGUAGUAGUUCAGGCGUGGUCAUUGUUUCUUCCAAUAACGACCAAAAAAAAAUGCAUUUUCCAACCACUUGGGAUAUGUUUGUGACUCGACCUCUCCCCUCACCUGUGUUUUCUAUCUGUGCUAUGAUGUGAUUUACUUUCACCCCAAGGCGUUGUGAGGCUGCGGGUGCAGGAUGCUGGACAUCAUCUGGUGCUAAUCUGUUUGGACAGCGUUUGUACUCCUGACAGGUGGUUGGAUGAACCUCUGCGAUGUUGUGAUAAGUGCUACGUAUAGGAAUGUCGAGAAGAAGUUUCUGCUCUCUGAGUACAAGAGCCAGGGUGGGUCUCUAAUACAAUGGGAGGGAAGUACAAUACAAGGUGGGUCUAACAGUUUUGGAGGGAAGUGCGGUUUCUGUGCUGUAUCAAGUCUAUGGUAAGAACCAUUUUUCGAUGUUAUCAUAUAGUUAUAAUACCGUAAUAUAUUUUGACAUGUAUUUCGCUAAACCCAUGGAUGACAUGAUAUGUCAAAGUGCCUGGUGAG
Messenger RNA from Chara braunii, 4095 nucleotides. The record is from the annotation of a GenBank genome assembly. NCBI's taxonomy places the organism in Eukaryota, Viridiplantae, Streptophyta, Charophyceae, Charales, Characeae.